Messenger RNA from Pleuronectes platessa (European plaice), 651 nucleotides. RefSeq names its product ribonuclease P protein subunit p25-like protein. The coding region runs from base 1 to 651 and encodes 216 amino acids. The transcript has a single exon. Lineage: Eukaryota; Metazoa; Chordata; Actinopteri; Pleuronectiformes; Pleuronectidae. Gene Ontology annotation, cellular component: ribonuclease MRP complex. Gene Ontology annotation, molecular function: RNA binding. The record is from RefSeq and is a predicted model, not a curated record. Gene Ontology annotation, biological process: tRNA 5'-leader removal.
AUGAAGAGUUCAAAUGCUGCAUGCAGCACUGCAAUGGAGCCACAGGCUGCCUCACUCAGCCCCUGCGUCCCGUCCUCUUCUGUGUCUUCAAAACUUGGCCAAAGCAACUUGAGGAGAAUCAGCCGCACAGAGGACAGCAGUGUUUAUCCCAUCCCUGGCCUGGCAGAUGACAUUCUGCACAUGAGAGUGAAGGAGGGAAGCAAGAUCCGCAAUUUACUGCGGUUUGUGACAGCUCGCAUGCACGGGGAGGGGAGAGACGGCAACGGGACAUCUCUGAGGCAGGUGGUCUUCACUGGCUCAGGUAGGGGAGUCACCAAGACUAUCACCUGCGUGGAGAUCCUGAAACGUAAAGUGGGAGGGCUGCACCAGGUGUCCAAAAUCUACUACAAGACAGUGAAUGAGGUCUGGGAGGAUCCACAACAGGGAGCUGCAGGGACAAGCACGCAGAGGACGAUCCCUGCCAUCUGUAUGCUGCUCUCUAAAGACCCUCUGGAUCCCCAGGAGCCUGGAUACCAACCUCCACAGUCCCUGGGUGUUCCUGCAGAGGACACAGAGAGAUGCAGGGCUCUGCUCAGGCCAGCUCAAAGUCCGUCCUCAGAGGACAGAGCCAAGAGACUGUGUCAGGACGACUGGAGCAUGUGGUCCCCCUGA